UAAAUAUUCUAUUUCAGUUUAAUUAUAUUAUUAUUUUAAUUAGUUUUUUAACGGUGAAGAUGGCGGGCGCGUAUUUCUUCGCUUUCCUCCUAAUUUUGGGUGUCGCUCAGUGCGAGCCCAUUGGUCGCCAGGACCCGCAUGCUGAAAUAGAAGAUUUGCGCGCAGGUCAAAGGAUCGUAUACGGAUGGGAGGCAGCGGAUGGUCAAAUCCCCCACCAGAUUAGCUUGCGUAUGAUACGUAUAGAUGGCCAGGUCUCCUCCUGCGGGGGUUCCCUCAUUCACCACGAAUGGGUCAUCACUGCCGCCCAUUGUCUUGCCAACCGCCUUUUGUUCGUGGUCCGCCUCGGCCUGACCAACCUGACCCGGCCAGAGUACAUCGUGGAGACAUCCCGCAAGUUCAUCCACCCUCAAUACGUCGAGGUCCUAGCUGGAGUGCAGACAGACGAUAUCGCGCUGCUCGGACUUGAGAGGCCCAUUCCUUAUGGACCAAACAUCCAGCCAUGCCGUCUGCAGAACAGCGAGAUGAAGAACUUCGACUACACGGGCGUCAGGCUUACCGUCAGCGGCUACGGACGUACAGAUGAUUUGUGGAACGGUGGUGCGGCGUCAGAGAUCCUUCUGUGGGUGUACCAACUGGGAGUCAGUAACGAGGAGUGCCUGCGGUGGUACCCCAACAGCCGCGUCAUCAGGGAGCAAACCAUCUGCGCUGCAGCAUACAACCGGACCGGACAGUCUUCCUGCCAGGGCGACAGUGGUGGUCCUUUGACCGAGUUGGACGUCGACGGCAAACCUACAAUGGUGGGCGUGGUGAGCUUCGGGCACGUAAUCGGCUGCAACAGCCCUCACCCCUCUGGUUUGGUCCGCCCUGGACACUACCACGACUGGUUCGAGCAGGUCACCGGCAUUUCUUUCGACUGGAAAAAUGAGGACUUAAAGCCUAUAGAACCGGAAUCCUCUGAAUCCUCUGAAUCGUCUGAAUCUUCUGAAUCCUCGGAGGAGAACGGUGGUGAAGGUGACGGUGGAGAAGGCGACGGUGGAGAAGGUGACGGUGGUGAAGGUGAUGGUGGAGAAGGAGAUGGUGGUGAAGGAGAUGGCGGAGAAGAUGAAGAAAGCAGAGUGAACUUUGUUGAUAUGUAAAUACAUGUUGUUUAAAUAAAGAAAUAAGACCUUUA
Molecule: messenger RNA, 1171 nt
Organism: Papilio polytes (common Mormon)
Lineage: Eukaryota; Metazoa; Arthropoda; Insecta; Lepidoptera; Papilionidae
Product: collagenase-like
Exons: 8
Coding region: 60-1136 (358 amino acids)
Biological process (GO): proteolysis
Molecular function (GO): serine-type endopeptidase activity
Source: RefSeq, a predicted model, not a curated record